Messenger RNA from Acinonyx jubatus (cheetah), 5035 nucleotides. RefSeq names its product Wnt family member 7B (gene WNT7B). Gene Ontology annotation, cellular component: extracellular region. NCBI's taxonomy places the organism in Eukaryota, Metazoa, Chordata, Mammalia, Carnivora, Felidae. The coding region runs from base 1734 to 2795 and encodes 353 amino acids. The record is from RefSeq and is a predicted model, not a curated record. The transcript is spliced from 4 exons. Gene Ontology annotation, biological process: cell fate commitment; neuron differentiation; canonical Wnt signaling pathway. Gene Ontology annotation, molecular function: cytokine activity; frizzled binding.
ACAGCCCCCCCCCCCCCGCCCACUCCUGUGUGUGUGUGUGUUUGAUGUAUACUGGGAACCUCUCCCACUCGGGCACACGCAUUGACGUGCAGCCCCCGGGGGGCAGGGGGGGUUCAGGCCAGCAGAAAUGGAGAACUCAGGCCUCACAAUCCCUUUGGGGAUCCGGGCCCCAAGAGGAGUUCUGUCUUGGAUUUUCAGCAAUUUCGAAACAAACGGCUUUGGGGAGUCACGGUUCCUCACCCUGGGACCGAGCCCGCUCCAAGCGGCAGCCCUUGGAGGAGGCCCAGCCGGGGCAGGGACAAGCCGUUGGAAUCUGGGCACCCCUCUGCCCACUGAAAGUGGGGUCACAGGAAGUCCCAGGAUCAGCCCAGCUCCGUUCCUGCCUCCUCCCCCUGCGGGAGGGGCCCAGUGGAAAGAGGUGAAGGAGGCAGCCCCCUCCUUCUGGAUGCCUGCCGGGGGUGAAUCUCCAUGCCAGGUCUAGAAGCCCGGGGUCCUUGGCCAUAUCACACAGACCUCUCUUUUCUUGUCCCCUCCCCUGCCUGGUGCUUUCGCCCCAGCUGAUGGGGGUCUACACUGCAUCCAGAAGAUCACUCAUAUGUAGCCAGGCUUGGCAGACAAUAGGAGGUGGGACUCAAAACCUCCAAACAGGAGGUGAGUUUCUGGCCUUUAAAACAAAACUCACUGGAAGAAGGAGGAUUGUUUAGAAAGUGUAUCCUUGUGGAUCUGCUUCUCCCGAUACCUAUUCCAACCAACCCUUCCAAAGAAAGCAAAAGAAGCGAGAUGGGGAAGCCAGAGCUGGGGGCCUCUGUGCACCAACGAGGGGUGCCUUCUUCGCUCUCAGCCCCUCCCAAGAGGCGCCGAGGCAGGACCCUACAGAAACACCAGUGCGCAUGUGCACAGGUGAGCCCUGCCUGGCUGGGCCUGGUGGGUUAGCCUGAGAGCGAGCGACUCACGACCAGCCUGACCAAACCCAGGGGCGCGCGCGGGCAGAGGUACAGCGCACACAGCGCAUCUGUGAGCACACACCUGCGCCCUCAGACGCGCCCACGCUCCCGCGGGCACACACAGGCACAUGCAGGGACAUGUAUGCGAACAGGAGAACAGAUUGCCGAGCACAGCCCCCCAAGAGGAGCGCACGCCCUCGCGCGGUUAUCCCGCUGGUGCCGCCCCCCCCGCCCCCCCGCCCCAGGUGCACCUUCCAGAACCGGCCAGAGCUGUGUGGUUCGCCGAAGCUGGGCAGGGAGGGAGGGGGGUACGGGCCUAGGCAGUUUGGGCAAGCCUUGGGGGCGGCUCCUGUCGCACGCUCCGGUCAGCCUCCCCUUUAAAAAACCCGCCCGCAGAGGAGGCGGAUGUAGGGGCGGCCCGUCCAAUGGCAGCUGCGCGCCUCGAGAGACUUGGAGACUUGAGCCAGAGCGAGCGACAGAGCCGGUUCCGACCGAUUGACGGACGGAGGGCUAGACGGCCGCCGAGGCGCACCCGCUACCCACUUGCCGGUCCCCCGGUCCCGCGCUCCAGCCCCAGCGCCCGCCGCCGUCCCAGCCCCAGCUGCAACGCGAUGCUCGGCCCUGGCGGCGGGGCACGGACGAAUCCUGCGCCGGGGCCCGCGCGCCCGGGUGCCUAGCGCCUGGUGUCGCCGCCCCACCUCGGGGAGGGCCGCGGAGACCCCGGCCUCAGCUGGCCCAGGCGCGCUGCCCGCGGGGCCCGCCAAGCCCUUCCAGGAGCGCCGGCCCACCAUGCUCCUGCUGUCUCCGCGCGGCGCGCUCCUCUCCGUGUAUUGCCCGCAGAUCUUUCUGAUCCUGUCCAGCGGCAGCUACCUAGCGCUGUCGUCCGUCGUGGCCCUGGGAGCCAACAUCAUCUGCAACAAGAUUCCUGGCUUGGCCCCACGGCAGCGUGCCAUCUGCCAGAGCCGGCCCGAUGCCAUCAUCGUGAUCGGGGAGGGGGCGCAGAUGGGCAUCAACGAGUGCCAGUACCAAUUCCGCUUCGGACGCUGGAACUGCUCCGCCCUGGGCGAGAAGACUGUCUUCGGGCAAGAGCUCCGAGUAGGGAGCCGGGAGGCCGCCUUCACCUACGCCAUCACCGCGGCCGGGGUGGCCCACGCGGUCACGGCCGCCUGCAGCCAGGGGAACCUGAGCAACUGCGGGUGCGACCGAGAGAAGCAGGGCUACUACAACCAGGCGGAGGGCUGGAAGUGGGGCGGCUGCUCCGCCGACGUGCGCUACGGCAUCGACUUCUCCCGGCGCUUCGUGGACGCCCGUGAGAUCAAGAAAAACGCGCGGCGCCUCAUGAACCUGCACAACAACGAGGCCGGCAGGAAGGUCCUGGAGGAGCGCAUGAAGCUGGAGUGCAAGUGCCACGGCGUGUCGGGCUCGUGCACCACCAAGACGUGCUGGACCACGCUGCCCAAGUUCCGCGAGGUGGGCCACCUGCUCAAGGAGAAGUACAACGCCGCGGUGCAGGUGGAGGUGGUGCGGGCCAGCCGCCUGCGGCAGCCCACCUUCCUGCGUAUCAAGCAGCUGCGCAGCUACCAGAAGCCCAUGGAGACUGACCUGGUGUACAUCGAGAAGUCGCCCAACUACUGCGAGGAGGACGCGGCCACGGGCAGCGUGGGCACUCAGGGCCGCCUGUGCAACCGCACGUCGCCGGGCGCGGACGGCUGCGACACCAUGUGCUGCGGCCGUGGCUACAACACCCACCAGUACACCAAGGUGUGGCAGUGCAACUGCAAGUUCCACUGGUGCUGCUUUGUCAAGUGCAACACCUGCAGCGAGCGCACCGAGGUCUUCACCUGCAAGUGAGCGCGCGCGCGCCCCCGCCGCCGCCGGCACGCGCGCGCCCCCGCCCCCCCCUGCCCUGCUGGUUGCGGGGUGGGGGGCGGCGGGGAGGUCAGGGCGCGGGAGGGCUGCUCCCACCGGCGCCCCCUCGCUGCCCUCAGGGGCUCCUUCCCGCCUUUCUCGUCACUUCCGGUGGUCGAGCGAUGCCCAGAGGGCAAGGCCGAUGGCACCGGUGUCCCCGGUGGGGCGCCCAGCGAAUUCUUGUUCUUGUUCUUUUCUCUGGGGAAUUGAACCCCAAGGACACACGUCCUGGAAAGCGAAGUGACGACAAGACUCUGAGUGUCCCCCUCCCCCACCUUGUGGCACGGACAUGGAUGUGCCAUGCCGGCUGACCACCCCCGCCCCCUCCCCGCGGGACUUUUUCCCUGGCCGCAUCAGCCACAGGGCUUCCCCCCCCCCCCCCCCCGGGUGGUCUGGGCAGAUGCUGACACAUUUUAUUUAUGUUUUCUUAGUAUCAGAAAAGGAUUCUUAGCACUAAGGCAUAGCCAGUCCUAACUCUGUACUCCGUGUUAGUGCGUUCCCUUGUGGCCCUCUGCUCCCUGUCCCUGCCUCUCUAGACCCCAGGGAGCAUCUCCAUGCCCAGCGCUCUCCUGGCCCUGCCCCCAGGGGGCCUCUGAGGGGAGCCACCGGCAGGGAUCCUUCUUUUUAAAAAAUCACAUCCAACAAAUCAAAGUGUCACCUAUGUCAGGUUCCAGGAGUGCUGUGUUCCCUCCCCGAUGCUGUCACCCUCCCGGUCCCCCCUCCAGCCUGGCACCCAGUUUACAGAGCCCCCUGCCCCCCUGGAGCCAGCUGAAACCCUAGGACAGCAGUGUGCUGGUGGCAGGCUGGUGGGGUGGGGGUGGUUCGGGGCGGGCGGGGGGGGGGGGGCGGUGCUGCCUUUGGCAGAUGCGGACACUGAGUCCCAGAAUGGCUCAAGAAUUAGCCAGAGGCCCCGAGGCCGUGAGUGGAGGCUCCUGCCUUGGCUUGGGCAUCCUGACCCCCCAGGCCAGGGCUCCUGACCCUGGAAGACCUACUCUGGGGACAUCCAGGUUGGCAUGAGACUGACCCCAUGUUUUGUGAAAUCUGGCUGCUCCCCUCAUCCCCUGCUGCCAGCCACACUGGGACCUACACCCUCAGAGGUGCCUGCUGGGAUUUCUCUAGUGGCCCCGUGCCCAGUCCUACUCCUUUGGCCCUGAUCCCAAUGCUGAGAAAACUUGGAUCCACGAGGACACUUGGCCAGAGCUCCCCACCUGCUGCCCUCCAGACACCUCCCCCAGGGUCCCCCCAUGCACACCCUCCUCUUAAAGUUCAACUCUCCCUGAAACCUGGGAGAGGAGGACGAGAAGGGUCCCGCUCGGUUCUAAACCACGGGCAGGGUGGGGAGGGGCCCAAACCCUGGGACUUGGGGCGAUGCAUCCUCUGCGAACAUUCCCACCCUCCCCUGGGGAGUCUGAAGCCCAGAGGAGGUGAACCUGCCAGCAAGGAUGGUGUGCAGCUGGCUCCCGGUGUGCCCACCACUGCUCCUGUGCCCUCCCCCACCCAAACAUAGGGUAUUUACUUGUAGAAACCUGUGGAAAUGUGUCCUCAGGCAGCUGCCCGGCCAAGUGGGCGAGACAUUAGCCAGGGGUGAGUGACACUGUCUGGGCCCUGGCGUCCACCCUGUUGUGCCCCUGAUGGUGCCAGGACAUGCCAUUAGCUGCUGUUCUGGGCACUUCCUGGCUGCCGUGAAUGCCCCCGACCUGCACAGCACCCCCUCCCCCGCCCCGCCUCCCCGGGUCCCAGGACACCACUGAGUCCACAGGCCCAGCACCUUCUGCCAAGGAACCUGGUUAACUUAUAUUGUUAUAUAGCGUUAAAGUGUCUAUCAUGUCUUUUAAAUUAUUGUGACCUACACUGGGUACUGGAGGGAGGGGACAGCCUCAAGCAUUCCCCGGAGCCAGGCUCCUCCUCCUGCUUGAAACAGACUCUUGGGGCCUCCUGAUGCCAUUGAGUCACGCGCACUGUCCAGGCACCUCCGCUGAGACCCUGCCCUCCUUAACUGUCAGCAGCGACCCUUCCCUUGGGUGAACGGGGGUCGGCGUGGCCCGCGUGGGGCGGUGGCGGUCUGGGCACUGCGUUGUCCCCGUAGCGCCUCCCACUUCGGGACAAGCUGCUGGGUUUCCGACGGGCUGUGUCUUGCCUUCCCUGGAGGGGAGCGCCCAGCUCCAAUAAAGCUGGAAUCAGAA